Messenger RNA from Lasiodiplodia theobromae, 486 nucleotides. RefSeq lists its product as uncharacterized. The record is from RefSeq and is a predicted model, not a curated record. The coding region runs from base 1 to 486 and encodes 161 amino acids. The transcript has a single exon. NCBI's taxonomy places the organism in Eukaryota, Fungi, Ascomycota, Dothideomycetes, Botryosphaeriales, Botryosphaeriaceae.
AUGACGACCACCCUCCCCGACGCCAUAACGCUCCACCCAGACGAACAGCUGCGCCUACAAGAACUCCUCCAAUCCCGCCACAACCGCAGCCGAGAACACCACCAGCACCUCGCCCCGCCGUCCCCUCCGCCGGAAGAAUCGUCCCGCUCGCCCAGCCGGAGUCACCGGUCCAGCCCGACGCCGGGUGGAAGCAGGAGCCCCGAGCCGACGGCGACUGGCACCAGCAGCAGGACGAUCAGCCCGCCCCGAAGCCCACCCAUGGCGACGAUGCUGAAGAAAGGCGGCGAGGUCAUGGGCCAGCACCAGCCGCAGCAAAACCAACAGCAGCAGCAUAAACUCGCUGUCGAUAGCUCGAUAGCGGCGGCGGGAGGAGCGGGAAGGUGGCGCGAGUGGAUGAAGGGGAUGAUGAGGGUGCCGCCGUCGUCGUCGCCGCUGCCGUCGUCGUCGAGGACGACAACGCCGUCGGGAGGAGAGAGGCGGGAUUGA